AUGGCUACUGUCUACGAAUCAAAACUCGAAUUUGCAGAGAAAUCUGUAUUCUCCUUGAAAAAUAAGGUCCUCAAGCUAGAUACCUAUGAUCAAGUAAAGCCUUAUAUUGAACAGUUAUCGAAUAAGAAAGACUUACAGAAAAUUGAUUUAUCUGGCAACACUAUUUCCCCUGAAGUCACUAAGCACCUCGCUAAGGAAUUCUUGAACCAUAAGAAUAGUUUAAGAGAGUUAAACUUGCAAGAUAUAUAUACCUCCAGAGAUAAGAAUGAAAUUCCAGCAUCAUUGAAAGAAUUUUUUGCUGCUAUCUUGCAACUUCCACAUUUGCAAGUUUUGAAUUUAAGUGACAAUGCUUUUGGCCAAGAUACCAUCGAGGUUUUGGAGGAUUUCAUUUCGAAAUGCAAGUAUGUUGAGCAUUUCAUCAUGUCCAACAAUGGUCUCGGUCCUUUAUCCGGCUCCAGAGUUGGUAAAGCCUUGUUCAAAAUGGCAAAGCUUAGGGAAAUAGCAAAAGAAAAGGACGCAGAUGUUAGAAGCUUAAAAACUUUCUGGUGUGGUAGAAAUAGACUUGAGAGUGGUUCCGCGGAAUUUAUGGCUCUCGGCCUUCGUUCUAACAAACACCUAGAAGAUGUUAGAUUGUAUCAGGAUGGUAUUAGGCCAAAUGGAAUUGCUAGGCUUAUCCAUCACGGUUUAUCUUAUUUGCAUGAUUUGCAGGUUCUUGAUUUAGAUGAUAAUACAUUUACAGUUGCCGGUUCCAUCGCAUUAGCUGAUGCUCUUUCAAGUUGGCCAGAGUUGAAGGUUUUGAAUGUCAAUGAUUGCCUGUUGAAAGCAAAAGGCUCUAUUAAGCUUCUUGAAAAAUUAGCUGAGAUAUCCGAUAAGUCCAAAUUGCAGCAAAUUAAACUACAGUACAAUGAACUCGACUCCGAUUCGUUAAAAUUGUUGGUUGGUUUGCUUCCAAGUAUGGUUAGAAUACCGGAUUUAGAGUUAAAUGGUAAUGUUUUUGAAGAAGACUCUGAGUAUAUUGAUAAGCUAAAUAGUAUUUUCACUAUUAAAGGCUCGGGAUCUCUCGAUGAGUUGGACGACUUGGAAGAGCCAGACUCUGAAGAAGAAGAAAGUUCGAGUGAGGAUGAGAAUGAAAGUGAAAAGGAGGAGGAUGAUGAGCAACGAAAAGAAGUGGAAGCUAGACUGAUAUCUCUUGAAGGACAACUUGCUGGCACUCAUAUAUAA
Messenger RNA from Brettanomyces bruxellensis, 1221 nucleotides. RefSeq lists its product as uncharacterized. The record is from RefSeq and is a predicted model, not a curated record. Gene Ontology annotation, molecular function: small GTPase binding; GTPase activator activity. Gene Ontology annotation, cellular component: nucleus; cytosol; perinuclear region of cytoplasm. NCBI's taxonomy places the organism in Eukaryota, Fungi, Ascomycota, Pichiomycetes, Pichiales, Pichiaceae. Bases 1 to 1221 code for a protein of 406 amino acids. Gene Ontology annotation, biological process: nucleocytoplasmic transport; activation of GTPase activity. The transcript has a single exon.